AUGCAAUCUGCGGAUGCCACCUCAAACUGGGACUUUACCGAAGUGAUUGGUCUCCUUCGUACGCCCACGAAACCGCCAACCUCGUCGAAAGAUGAUUCGUUAAAGAACGACCGACGAAAUGGCUAUGAAGCCAACGUCGACCGUUCUUCGGACCACACACGGCUUGGAGAUUUUUCUGCUUUGUGGGAUGCUCUUCGGCAGCCUGCUGUGAUUCGGAAACCAUCCGAGGUUGACAAAACGACUAGACGUAGCUUGGAAGAAGCUUCAGCUGCCACAUACGAGGAACCGCCGUCGAAUUCUCCCUCGAAGCCGAUAUCUAUUUUAAAACGCCGGCCCGAGGUCAAGUCUCUUCGUCAGCAGACCAGACUCAACAAUGACACUUCCCUGGGCGUUCUUUCAGAUUCCACCGCAGAAGCUAUUUCUGAUGGUGAUGUCAGCGUUUUCGAUUCGCCGGUGCAACGGAAAUCUACCCUGGCAUUUGUUCCAUCCCAGAUUCACACCAUUGAAGAAAUUACCCCAGUUUUAACACCGCCGUCAUCUUGCGAAGAAAGCACUACUCCUUUGAAAACUUAUGAAAAAGUCACUGAAAAGACGCCUCGCUACAAGUCGGCAGCAGACCGCAAAGCAGGCCUGGUGCUCAAAUUAGGAAAGAAAUUUCCCGAAUUCAUAGGUCUUACACCACCUAGUCGGCUUAGUCCACAAACUCACGACCUUCACGUGUUUGUCGAUGCUUCCAAUAUUUCAAUUGGUCUUCACGACAGCUACAAGAUUCAGCAUGGCAUCCCGGUUACCACACAUAUCCGACGCCUGCCUUUGUCAUUCCAUAAUUUUUCACUUAUUCUCGAGCGGGGCCGACCUGUAGCCAAGCGGGUACUUGCAGGAUCAGAUCGAUUUGCUGCCAUUAAUGAAGCCGAGAAAAUCGGCUACGAAGUCAACAUCCUCAGUCGCGUGCACAAGGCAAAGGAAUACACCCCUCGCCAGCUAAAGUUCCGCAACACCCCCAACCACGGAGGAGGAGUCGGCUCUGAGACGGGCUCUUCUUCUCCUCCAGAAAGAUGGGUCGAACAGUGUGUAGACGAAAUUUUACACCUGAAAAUGCUGGAGAGUCUGAUUGACACGGACAAACCAGCGACCAUCGUCCUCGCCACCGGAGACGCGGCGGAAGCCGAGUUCUCCGGGGGCUUUUUGCGCAUGGUUGAGCGGGCGUUGCAAAAGGGCUGGAAUGUCGAGGUGGUUAGCUUUGCGAUGAACACGAGUUUUGCUUAUAAGCGCAAGGAAUUCCGCGCAAAGUGGAAAUCCCAGUUUCGCAUGAUCAAUUUGGAGGACUAUGUCGAGGAGAUGCUCGACAUGUGA
Messenger RNA from Talaromyces rugulosus, 1353 nucleotides. RefSeq lists its product as uncharacterized. The coding region runs from base 1 to 1353 and encodes 450 amino acids. Gene Ontology annotation, molecular function: small GTPase binding; guanyl-nucleotide exchange factor activity. The transcript has a single exon. Lineage: Eukaryota; Fungi; Ascomycota; Eurotiomycetes; Eurotiales; Trichocomaceae. The record is from RefSeq and is a predicted model, not a curated record. Gene Ontology annotation, cellular component: nucleus. Gene Ontology annotation, biological process: protein import into nucleus.